GUCAGCCGCAUGCGCAUCCAUCCCCGCCGCCACUCGCCCCCGACGACCUCUUGCUCACCUCCACUGCACCCCUAGCGGCAGCCGUCAUGGCGCCACCGGGCAACUCCGUCGACCUCAAGGGUGCAAAGAAAUCGAACUCCAAGGAUGAGAGAAAGCACAGGAAGGCGAAGCACGAGCGCCCUGCCGCCGACGAAGCGUCUCUCCGCAACGAGGCUAAGCGCAAGCGCAAGCACAAGGAGCACGGCGAGAAGCCAAGAAGGAGAAUAAGGCUGAGGCUGAGACCGAGGCGGGGAGACGAGAGGAUGAGGCGGACGAUGGAGGACGAGCAGUUCGCGGCGGCGCGGACUGACCCCAGGUUCCGAUCGAUGCCGCGGAAGGAGGCCAAGGUGGCUCUGGACUCGAGGUUCGAAAGCAUGCUGACGAACCCGAUCUUUGCUUCGUCGGAGGCGCCGGUGGACACGCGCGGCAGGCGCCGCAAGAAGUGCGCCCGGGAGAAACCCAUGUCGUAUUACUAUCUCAACCAAGAUGAGGGGAGUGAGAAGGAGGAGGAGAAGAAGAAGAAAGAGAAGCUCAUUCGUGAAGAGGAGGAUAAUGAGCCGGAAGAGGAUGAGCAAGAUGAUCAAGAAGAGAGUUCUAGUAGCGAUGACGACGCGGAGGAGGACGAGGACGAUGACCAGUACUCUGUCGGCAGUGGCAUUGCUCAUUACUUGAUGACGAGGCAUGAUGAUACACCUAUGAUCGAUAAGGAAACACACAGGCUUGCUGUUGUUAAUAUGGACUGGGAUCAUAUUAAGGCAGUGGACUUGUAUAUGGGGAUGACAUCUUGCGUCCCGAAAGGUGGGCGAGUUCUAUCAGUUUCGAUAUAUCCAUCAGAAUUUGGACUGGAGUGCAUGAAUAUUGAGACAACACAAGGCCCAUCUGCUCUUCUUGGUGCCGAUGAGGAUGAUGGUGGUGAUGGUGGGGAAAACGAUAACAACGAGGAUGAAGAUGACAACAAUGAUGAUGUUGAUGACGAAUACGAUAGUGAACAUGACUCUGAGACCGAGAACAGGCUGCGUGCUUAUGAGCUAAACAGACUGAGGUACUACUAUGCAGUUGUUGUGUGUGAUUCCAGUGCAACUGCGAAUCACCUAUACACAACUCUUGAUGGUACUGAGUUCUUGAAAACGGCAAAUGUGUACGAUUUGCAGUUUAUUCCUGACUCUAUGGAGUUCAAGCAUGCUGCUUGUGGUGUAGCUACAGAGGCACCUCCUACUUACAAGGAGCCUGAUUUUGAAACUCCUGCUUUGCAACCAAGCAAAGUUGAGCUCACCUGGGAUGACGAUGAACCAGAUCAUAAGAUCAUCUUGAGGUGGAAGUUCAAAGAGGAUCAGUUAGAUGGCCCUGGUAUAUACUCGUAUUUAGCAAGUGAUGACAGUGCAUCAGAUGAUGAUCUAGACGACUCUGGUGAUGAGUCUCUGCCAAAUGGUGUAGCGAAAAGAAAGUUAAUAAACAAGGAAAGGUUGGCUCUUUUACUACAAGGAGAUAAAUCUGACGAGGAACAAAGUGAUGACCAGGGCAUGGAGAUAACAUUCAACAUGGAACCCGAGGACCUCAGCAAGCGUAUCCUUGAGAGAAAGAGCACCGAGACGAAGACUGUCUGGGAGACGCACCAAGAAAAAACGAAGGAGAAGCGGAAAGCUAGGAAGAGGUCGUCAAAGGAUGAUGAUGACUACAGUGACGAAGAUAGCGCUGAUGAAAAUGAUGAUUUCUUUGAGGAUGAAAAGGCUGAUGAAGAAGUUAGGCCAAUCAAGAAACAGAAGGUGAAGACCAAAGGGAAAGCAAAGGACAAGCUUCCAGAGGAACAUUUUGAGCCAGAAGCAACUAAAGAAGAGUUGGAGCUCUUGGUUGCUGCUGACCAGGAUGCAGCCAAUGGUGCAAAGGGUUGUAACAUAGAACGCAGGAGUAAGAAGGGCAAGGAUUGUGUCGAGGACAAACUUCCUGAAAUCGAUAUUAGCACAGAUGACUCGAGGUUCUCAGCCACGUUGACGAAUCAUCUGUAUGCAUUGGAUCCUACUGAUCCCAAGUACAAGAGGAGUGCCACCUUCAUGAGAAAACAAGCUAGGAAGAAGGGUGCGCAUGCAGAUGCAGGAACAUUGGACAGUGAACCACCUGUGGAGGAAUCACCUCUGGGGAAUCUAGAUGAUGCAUCUUGUAAGAAGACACGGAAACACGAUGGGGCGCGCUCCACGGAGAAACUGCAGAUGCUGUCUACUGUCAAUUCUCUCAAAAGGAACCUUACCGGGUUCAAGAAAGCAAGCAAGAGUGAUCGAUAGAGAAGCUGUUUUGUUUUGCUCUGAUACAUCUUUUUUUCCUUUUGGUUGAAAUGCAUCUGAAGUCAGAAGAUGGAUUUGUACUAGAAUAGCUUGAAGGUUUGGUGUUUAUGCGCCUGCUGCUGAUGUGCCAUUUUUUCUGUUAUGAGAGCACAAUGAUCCAGUUGGAAAAAAAUUAUAAUGUUAA
Molecule: messenger RNA, 2499 nt
Organism: Triticum dicoccoides
Lineage: Eukaryota; Viridiplantae; Streptophyta; Magnoliopsida; Poales; Poaceae
Product: ESF1 homolog
Exons: 7
Coding region: 87-2315 (742 amino acids)
Biological process (GO): rRNA processing
Cellular component (GO): nucleus
Molecular function (GO): RNA binding
Source: RefSeq, a predicted model, not a curated record